Diatraea saccharalis (sugarcane borer) is the source of this 1917-nucleotide messenger RNA. The record is from the annotation of a GenBank genome assembly. NCBI's taxonomy places the organism in Eukaryota, Metazoa, Arthropoda, Insecta, Lepidoptera, Crambidae.
AUGGAGCAUUCUGACUUGGUGGCUGAGAUGGCUCAGGUGGAACACCUGACCACUCAGGAGAGGCUGCAUCUUGCUCGAAGACGGCGAAUGCAGCAGUUGAAACUAUGGCAACAACGGGAGAAAGAGUGGGCAAGGUCAAGGGCGAAACGCGAGAAGAGCAACAAACGCAACAUUUACUUCAACGACAGCGUGAUGCUGCUCGAGGCGGCCGCCAGAAACGACAUCGAGGAAGUGCGACGACUCUUAGCGCGCGGGGUGACACCAGACGCCACAAACGAAGAUGGUCUGACAGCACUACACCAAUGCUGCAUCGACAAUAACGAAGCAAUGAUGCGGCUAUUACUCGACCACGGCGCGAACGUCAAUGCAGAAGACAGCGAGAAGUGGACGCCCCUCCACGCUGCUGCCACCUGUGGGAAUCUUAACCUUGUCCGCAUUUUAAUACAAAGGGGUGCGAAUUUACUGGCUGUGAACGGAGAUGGAAAUAUGCCAUACGAUAUAUGCGAAGAGGAAAGGACUUUGGACGCUAUCGAGAGUGAGAUGGCAGCUAGAGGGGUGACGCAACGGUUGAUAGAUGAAACACGGGCGGCGACCGAGAUGAGAAUGCUAAUGGACGUUGCCGAAUUAGUGAAGGAAGGAAUGGACUUGGACGAACCUAGAGACAAUCAGGGUGCCACUUUGCUACACAUAGCAUCUGCAAAUGGCUACAUAAAAGUGGUGGAGUUUCUAUUGGAGCAUCGUGCGUCUACCGACGUGGUGGAUCAUGAUAUGUGGCAACCAGUACACGCGGCCGCCUGCUGGGGACACUUAGAGGUGUUAGAGCUACUUGUGCAAUAUGGCGCUGAUCUCAAUGUAAGAAAUAAGCACGAUGAAACACCCGCAGAUAUAUGUGAGGAGGGAGAGAUGCGCGCGCGUAUCCUACGUCUAGCGGUGGAGCAAGAGGAGCGGCGGAGACGCGCGCUACACGCGCACGCGCACACCGAGCGAUCCGCCACCGCGAGACGAUCUUCAUCCACCGCCAGUACUAGCAGAGUUCGGUCUGUACGUCGAACCUCGCUGCGAGAGAAACAGUUGGCAGCUAAAGCGGACGCGCGAGGCGAGGCAAGGUUAAGGGAGACAUUCGAUUCGGCAGUAGACGAUGAAUUGCAGGGCCUGUCAAAUGGCACGGAAAAUGACCAAAACAGCGCUAACCAAUUGCAACCGAGUGAACUGCCACACAAAAGGCUCUCCACCAGUUCUACCACCUCCAACCACAGCUAUGAUUCUACCGUCGACUACUCGGUACCCAAACAUACGUACAGCCAACGAGGCUCUACGCAAAGGAACAGUGAUGUCAGUGACACCAACGAAAGUAUCACAUACAUCCAACCUAAAAUUACUAAUCCCCUUUUCGGCGUGAACGCCGCAUCGCAUUACGCGCCCGGCUCGAUACAAGUCCACGAAAGUAUAAGUAUCGAGCAGAAACACUACGAAAAGAGCCUACCGAACGGCGUCAGGAAAGCACCGGAAGGCCAAGACAAUGACGCUUUCAAGUCGGAGGAUUCGCUAGACGGUAGGAAAGAGUUGGUCGUCAACCCCAAUCAAAUCGCGAUCACUGAAGGCGGCACCGCUACAUACACCACGGACAAUAAUGGUAAAAUCAAUGUUCAUGUCACCGUCAUGAUUAACGCAGGGACAUUAGCGGAUUUGAAGAAGCAAAGAGCCCAGAUAAGAACGAACGGCAGUCCAGUGGAGAACAGUCUCAGUUCAACAAAUAAUCACAGUACUAAUUCUAUACCGGAGAUGACGAAGGACAUACCUGUUCAAUUGAACCCUAUUAGCUUGUCGCCCAGUACUGGCACCGUGCCAAGAUUCAGUGGCAACACCAGCGAUGUAGUAGGCGACACUAGAUCGCACAGGUGCUGUAUCAUUAUGUAG